AAGCGCGCGCCGGAGAAAAAUGCUCCGCACAGUCGCGCGUCAAAGCCCGCGUUUGUUGCCUUGCCGCCUCCUGUGGCCGCGUCGCCAUCGGCCACGGCGGCCGGCCUAAGCUACCACGCGACCCCGACCGCCCAAAACGCGAGGACGAAAAGGAAGCCGAGCACAAAUCCCGCGAUUUUUCCCGACCCGCUCUGCUCGGCCCCGGCCCCGGUCACCAUCUUGUAUGCGCGACACUGGGGCACACGUGCUUAUCAGCCAUCAAUACGCAAGGCCAGCCGGAGCCCGGAGCGACCGCUUCCGGAACCACGCACCAAUCCGCAGCGAUCCUUGAGAUCUCGAUUCCGGCAGUUGGCAGCCGCUCGUCGGUUGGACUCCUCGCCCCCCAAACCCCAAUCCGUCGCUUCGGUUUGAAUCCGCGCGCGCUUUUGCCGACGGAUUCCUUGGUUGUGGGUGGAGGAGGCAGGCGGCGCAAUGGUGGAGGUGGGGAGACGGGUGCGGGGGUUCCUGCGGAACCGGUGGCUGGUGUUCGUGGCGGCGAUGUGGAUGCAGUCGUGCGCGGGCGUCGGGUACCUCUUCGGCAGCCUCUCGCCGGUGAUCAAGGCCUCGCUCGGGUACAACCAGCGCCAGGUGGCGGGGCUCGGCGUCGCCAAGGACCUCGGCGACAGCGUGGGGUUCCUCGCGGGCACGCUCUGCGCCGUGCUCCCGCUCUGGGCCGCGCUCCUCGUCGGCGCCGCGCAGAACCUCGUCGGCUACGGCUGGGUCUGGCUCGCCGUCACGCGCCGCGUCCCCGUGCCCCCACUCUGGGCGAUGUGCAUUCUAAUCUUUAUUGGUAAUAAUGGUGAGACAUACUUCAAUACUGCUGCACUCGUCUCAUGUGUUCAGAACUUCCCCAAGAGCCGUGGACCAAUUGUUGGUAUCCUCAAGGGAUUUGCUGGUUUAAGUGGCGCAAUCCUAACGCAGAUUUAUGCCAUGAUACACUCGCCUGAUCAUGCUGCACUCAUCUUCAUGGUUGCAGUUGGCCCAACGAUGGUAGUUAUAGCUUUAAUGUUCAUUGUCAGACCAGUUGGAGGCCACAGACAAGUACGGCCUUCGGAUGGCACAAGUUUUACGUUUGUAUACAGCGUCUGCUUGCUGUUGGCAGCUUAUUUGAUGGGCAUCAUGUUACUUGAAGACCUUGUCAACUUGAGUCACUCAGUUAUUGUCUUGCUUACCAUCAUAUUAAUCUUCCUCUUGCUAGUUCCAAUAGUUAUCCCAGUGCUACUCAGCUUCUUUUCGGACAACGAUGAGAGUAUUUAUGAACUACUGUUGCCAUCACCUCGGAAAGAAGAGGCAAGUGCAUCCACAAUGUCUGAGGAGCAACAUGAGGUUAUACUCAGUGAGGUGGAGGAUGAAAAGCCGAAGGAAAUUGAUCUACUUCCAGCUUCAGAGAGGCAAAAGAGGAUUGCAGAAUUGCAGGCAAAGCUAUUCCAGGCAGCUGCUGUUGGCGCUGUCAGGGUUAAAAGGAGGAAAGGUCCUCGACGAGGAGAGGAUUUCACACUAAUGCAGGCACUGAUCAAGGCUGAUUUUUGGCUUCUAUUUUUCUCCCUUUUGUUGGGCUCAGGGUCAGGUCUCACUGUCAUUGAUAAUCUUGGGCAAAUGAGCCAGUCAUUGGGUUAUGAGGAAACCCACAUUUUUGUGUCGAUGAUUAGCAUUUGGAACUUCCUUGGACGUGUUGGUGGAGGGUAUUUCUCAGAGAUUAUUGUCAAAGAUUAUGCAUAUCCAAGGGCAAUUGCAUUAGCUACAGCUCAAGUUCUGAUGGCGAUCGGGCACUUCACCUUUGCAAUGGCUUGGCCUGGAACAAUGUACAUCGGCACACUGCUUGUCGGACUUGGCUAUGGUGCCCACUGGGCAAUUGUGCCAGCCGCUGCCUCUGAACUAUUUGGUAUGAAAAAUUUUGGAGCACUGUACAAUUUCCUCACAGUCGCAAAUCCAGCAGGCUCCCUCGUAUUCUCAGGCAUCAUUGCCAGCGGCAUCUAUGAUGCUGAAGCUGCGAAGCAGGCUCAGCAACACCACAACUCGACGUUGCUGGCAACGCCUGACAGAUUGCUUAGCAUGGUCUCCGACGUCGCUCCAGCAUUGAAGUGCGAGGGCGCCAUUUGUUUCUUCCUCUCGUCCCUGAUCAUGUCUGGGUUCUGCAUCAUUGCCGUUGUCCUGAGCUUGAUCUUGGUCUACCGGACAAAGAUUGUGUACACGAAUCUAUACGGGAAACCGCGUACAUGAAAGGUCAAUCCUCAAGGGCCAGAGGGCAUCAUAUAUAGCUCCAGAGUUAUCGAAAUAUAGUUCAGUUCAGAGUUUACUAUGUGGUGCCACGCCAUACCAUGUACAGGUUUGCUGUCGAUCUUGAAUCUUCCCUUGUUCUGCAGAGGUUCUCUGGAGAGCAGAACAGGAGUUUUGCGUUUUCCUUCUGUUUAAAAUAUUUUGUUACAUUACAAAGUACUCGUGAUACGCGCAUUUGUAGUCGCAGAGGAAGCUCUCAAGCAAUAUUCUAGUCAGUGGCUGCAGCCUGCAGAUGGGAAGUUAAACAUCGUUAAGUAUAUAAAAGUUUAUGGUGGAACUAUGCCUUUUGCUCGAAUUUUGCCGUAUUCAGUUGGAAAAAUUUGUAUAUCUAUGUAAUAAGCUGGAAUUUUGCUGUAUUCAGUUGGAAAAAUUUGUAUAUCUAUGUAAUAAGCUGGAGUUUUUUUUU
Phragmites australis (common reed) is the source of this 2722-nucleotide messenger RNA. Its product is annotated as protein NUCLEAR FUSION DEFECTIVE 4-like. Gene Ontology annotation, cellular component: membrane. The coding region runs from base 472 to 2259 and encodes 595 amino acids. The transcript is spliced from 3 exons. Lineage: Eukaryota; Viridiplantae; Streptophyta; Magnoliopsida; Poales; Poaceae. The record is from RefSeq and is a predicted model, not a curated record.